AUGAACCAGCAGAAGUCCACUGCGGAGACACACUUGAAGAUAGACACCAUGUACAACGAUCUGAAUGGGAAGUACGAGGCUGUGUGGACUCAUGUGAAGAAGCUGGAUGUCCAAGUAGCUCAAACCGCUGAAGCAGUGAAGAGACCUCAUGGAACCCUUCCUGGGAAAGGAGAGACGAACCCCAGGAAUGAGUAUGUUGCACAAGUUGAGCUGAGAAGUGGGAGGAAGCUGUUACCUGCUGCGAUUCCUCCUAAAAGGUCAGGCAAGGAGAAAGUCGACGAGAACCAACGAGGAACAGUCGAUCGAGCUGCAAGCGGAGUCGAUCAAGCUGUGAGACGCCUCGUCAUCUCAGGAACCCACGAUCCGACCACCUACUCCUGCAGCUGCAGAGACUGCUCCAGCCAGAGCUUACACACUAAGGUGCCUUACCCUGUUCCACGGAAAGAAGUCCAGAAAAGAUUUGGAGGAAGCAAAGUGUAA
Molecule: messenger RNA, 480 nt
Organism: Microthlaspi erraticum
Lineage: Eukaryota; Viridiplantae; Streptophyta; Magnoliopsida; Brassicales; Brassicaceae
Source: the annotation of a GenBank genome assembly